Messenger RNA from Talpa occidentalis (Iberian mole), 3048 nucleotides. It is a transcript of the gene DSPP, whose product is annotated as dentin sialophosphoprotein. Lineage: Eukaryota; Metazoa; Chordata; Mammalia; Eulipotyphla; Talpidae. The coding region runs from base 1 to 3048 and encodes 1015 amino acids. The transcript has 4 exons. The record is from RefSeq and is a predicted model, not a curated record. Gene Ontology annotation, cellular component: cytoplasm; nucleus. Gene Ontology annotation, biological process: odontoblast differentiation; dentinogenesis. Gene Ontology annotation, molecular function: collagen binding.
AUGAAGAUUAUUAUAUAUUUUUGCAUUUGGGCGGCAGCAUGGGCCAUUCCAGUUCCUCAAAUCAAGACAUUGGAGAGACAUCCUGUUGACAAAUCUAUGAAUUUAAAUCUUCUAGCAAAAUCAAAUGUGCCAAUACAGGAUGAGGUAAAUGUCAACGACACUACAAAAGAAAGUGUCCCUAUACUUGACAGUGAUAGAGAAAAGCAACAGUAUAUUAAAAAUGGCUACAGACAAGGGAGAAAUGGCUUGGAGUGGGUAGAAGUAGGAGAGAAAGGUUCUUCCACAAAUUCUAUGUUAGCAAAUGAAGUGGGGAAUACUGAGCAUCAAAAUGGGGGCACAGAAAAUCCAGAAACAUAUGGCCAUGAUGGGAUACAGAGACAAGAAGAAAGUACCGCAGCAAAUAGCAUCAGGGGACAAAUAAGAGUCACCAACACUGAUAGAGCAGCAAAUGGGAACAAUAUUAAUGGAAAUACAGACAAGAAUUCAAAAAAUGGGGAUGCUGGAGACAUAAGUAAGAGCGAGGAUGCCAGUGUUGUCCCAGAUGUUCCUCAAGUAGCUGGAAGCAGUAACAGUACAGAGCCUGAGGAUGAAGUAAAUGAGAAUUUCUGUAGAAAUGAGGGUAAUACGAGUGCAGUAACACCUCAGAGAGAAGGUGAGGGAAAUGGGAAUGAGGAGACAGGGGUAACACCAGGGGGAAGUGGAGCUGGCAAUAGAGAAGAUGCUGGACUGGAUAAUUCUGAUGGAAGUCCUAGUGGGGAUGGAGCCGGUGAGGAUGAAGACAAGGGCUCUGGUGAUAAUGAAGGUGAGGAAACAGGGAAUGGAAAAGAAGGCUCUGAUAAUGGCAGGGGCCAGGAUGGGCAGGGGCAUGAAGAAAACAAUGACAACAGUUUAGGUCAAAAUUCAAUUAGUAGUGAAGAUGACGACCUUCAGGACAAAGAAGAACCUCAUGACACAGAGGGAGACCAAGCCUCCAGAAGUGAGGAGGAUUCUGCCAGUAUUCCAGAGGACAAUGGUGGUCAAAGAACAGCAGACACUCCCCAGCCCAGUCACAGAGAAAACCCAGCUUUGGAUAACGGACUCACCCAAGAAUUAGAGCCAAGUGCUAUUGGGAAGAGCCAAGAUAAGGGAAUAGAAAUCAAAGAUCCCAGCAGUGGCAACAGAAACAAUAUUACCAAAGAAGCUGGGAAAGUCAACGUAGAUGAGGAGAGUAAAGGACAGCUUGGACUGACUGCUGGCAAAGGAAAUGUUAAGACGCAAGGAGAGGCUGACAACAUGCAAGGACCUGGUCAGAAAACAGAACCUGGAAACAUGGCAGGACACAGCAAAGCAGGUAGUGCCAGUAGUAGUAAUGGAUAUGACAGUUAUGAAUUUGAUGAUGAAUCCAUGCAAGGAGAUGAUCCCAAUAGCAGUGAUGAGUCUAAUGGCCAUGAUGAUGUCCCUUCUGAAAGUGACAGUGACAGCAGUAGCAGAGGAGAUGCUUCUUAUAACUCUGAUGAAUCAAAAGAUAAUGGCAAUGAUAGUGACUCAAAAGGAGGAGAUGAUGAUGACAAUGAAAGCACAUCAGAUGCUAGUGAUAGUGACAGUAAUAUCAAUGAUAACAAUGGGAGCCAUGACAAUGGCAAAUCAGAUAGCAGCAAAGAUAAAUCAGACAGUGACAGCAGUGACAGCAGUGACAGCAGUGACAGUAGUGACAGCAGUGAUAGCAGUGACAGCAGUGACAGCAGUGAUAGCAGUGACAGUAGUGACAGUAGUGAUAGCAGUGAUAGUAGUGACAGCAGUGACAGCAAAUCAGACAGCAGUGACAGCAAAUCAGACAGCAGUGAUAGCAGUGACAGCAGUGACAGUAGUGACAGCAGUGAUAGCAGUGAUAGUAGUGAUAGCAGUGACAGCAAAUCAGACAGCAGUGACAGCAGUGACAGCAGUGACAGUAGUGACAGUAGUGACAGCAGUGAUAGCAGUGAUAGUAGUGACAGCAGUGACAGCAAAUCAGACAGCAGUGAUAGCAGUGACAGCAGUGACAGCAGUGAUAGCAGUGAUAGCAGUGACAGCAGUGAUAGCAGUGAUAGUAGUGAUAGUAGUGACAGCAGUGAUAGCAGUGACAGCAGUGACAGCAGUGAUAGCAGUGAUAGUAGUGAUAGCAGUGACAGUAAAUCAGACAGCAGUGACAGCAGUGAUAGUAGUGACAGCAAAUCAGACAGUAGUGAUAGCAGUGACAGCAAGUCAGACAGCAGUGAUAGCAGUGACAGCAGUGACAGUAGCGACAGCAAGUCAGACAGCAGUGAUAGUAGUGACAACAGUAACAGCAAAUCAGAUAGCAGUGAUAGUAGUGACAGCAGUGACAGCAAAUCAGACAGCAGUGAUAGCAGUGACAGUAAUGACAGCAGUGACAGCAAAUCAGACAGCAGUGACAGCAGUGAUAGCAGUAACAGCAGUGAUAGUAGUGACAGCAGUGAUAGCAGUAACAGCAGUGAUAGCAGUGACAGCAGUGACAGUAGUGACAGCAGUGAUAGCAGUGACAGUAGUGACAGCAAAUCAGACAGUAGUGACAGCAGUGACAGCAGUGAUAGCAGCAACAGCAGUGAUAGCAGUGACAGCAGUGAUAGCAGUAACAGCAGUGACAGUAGUGACAGCAGUGACAGCAGUGAUAGCAGUGACAGUAGUGACAGCAGUGAUAGUAGUGACAGUAGUGACAGCAGUGACAGCAGUGACAGCAGUGAUAGCAGUGACAGUAGUGACAGCAGUGAUAGUAGUGACAGUAGUGACAGCAGUGAUAGCAGUGACAGCAGUGAUAGCAGUGACAGUAGUGACAGCAGUGAUAGUAGUGACAGUAGUGAUAGCAGUGACAGUAGUGACAGUAGUGACAGCAGUGACAGCAGUGAUAGCAGUGACAGUAGUGACAGCAGCGACAGUAAUGAAAGCAGUAACAAUGCAUCUGACAGCAGUGAUGGCAGUGCCAAUAAGAGCAAGUCUGGCAAUGGAAAGAGCAAUGGAAGUGACAGCAGUGAUAGUGAAGGCAGUGAUAGUCAUCACUCAACCAGUGAUGAUUAG